Cucumis sativus (cucumber) is the source of this 2047-nucleotide messenger RNA. RefSeq names its product protein NRT1/ PTR FAMILY 5.8. The transcript is spliced from 4 exons. The record is from RefSeq and is a predicted model, not a curated record. The coding region runs from base 139 to 1821 and encodes 560 amino acids. NCBI's taxonomy places the organism in Eukaryota, Viridiplantae, Streptophyta, Magnoliopsida, Cucurbitales, Cucurbitaceae. Gene Ontology annotation, biological process: transmembrane transport. Gene Ontology annotation, cellular component: membrane. Gene Ontology annotation, molecular function: transmembrane transporter activity.
GAUAUAUACGUUGGAUUGAUCGUAGUGUUUGUCUAUAGAUCACAGACAAUUACAAAAAUAUCUCUUUUGUCUCUCUUUUCCACCGCCAUUUUUCUUCUGCAAUAACUUCAUUUCAAGCUCAUCCUCUCCUCUCCUCCCAUGGCUGCUGGAGAAGAAAGCGGGUCCAGACCCAGACCCAGAUCCAAACCAUACUUGAGUAAUUCCUGUAUUCUUCUCAUAGUGGUAUCGGGGAUGGAGAGGUUUGUAUUCAAAGGAGUGGCGUCGAACUUGGUGACGUAUUUAACGGACGUGAUGAAGAUGAGUAACUCAUCGGCAGCGAAGACGGUGAGCAGUUGGUGCGGUUUCACUUCCAUGUUACCGUUGGUGGUGGCGCCGCUGGCUGAUUCUUAUUGGGAUCGUUAUUCCACCAUUUUAGGUUCUGCUUUUCUUUACGUUCUGGGUCUAGUUGCUUUAACAUCAACAACAUUAGCAAGAACAUGGUCACCAACAAACACAGCCUCAUCGUUCCUGUUCUCGUCUCUCUACCUCAUCUCCCUUGGUCAGGGUGGCUACAACCCUUCUCUCCAAGCCUUUGGUGCUGAUCAGCUCGACCACGAUGAUGCUGAACUCCCAACCAUCAAUGCAAAAACCCCGUCCGAUGAGAAACCAAAGAAGAAAAGCUUGUUUUUUCAAUGGUGGUACUUUGGAGUAUGUAGUGGCAGCCUUCUUGGUGUGACGAUCAUGUCUUAUAUUCAAGAUAACUUUGGUUGGGUGCUUGGAUUUGCCAUUCCUAUGUGUGCUAUGGUUUCUUCAGUUGCUCUGUUUAGCUGUGGGACUAAAAUCUAUCGCUAUAAAAGAGAUGUUGAAGAAGAUGAAGUUGAGAAGAGAAGGUUUGUGAAGGUUAUGGAGAUUUUUAAAGCUACUGCUUCUAGGCUCAUGUGUUGGAGAAGUGUUGUUACUACUACGUUGUCCAUUCACAAAUCUGAGGAUGAUGUUGAGUUAGAGCUGCAAGAGACCAAGCCAUUGUGCCAUGAAAACUCAGGAGCAAUAAUGAAAGCUAUGGUUAACAAAAACAACACCACAAUAAUUCCAAGAGAAAGAGUGUGUGUACCACACAAGGUAAAAUUGGUUCUACGGCUCUUACCAAUUUGGACAAUGCUUCUAAUGUUCGCUGUAAUAUUCCAACAACCAGCUACCUUCUUCACCAAGCAAGGCAUGACAAUGGAGCGAACCAUCGGCGCUGACUUCAAAAUCCCACCUGCCACCCUGCAGAGCGCCAUCACCAUCUCCAUAAUCCUCCUCAUGCCUUUAUACGACAAAGUUCUAAUCCCCAUCACCCGCCUCUUCACUGGUACCAAGAAGGGCAUCACUGUUAUGCAGAGGAUGGGCAUUGGAAUGUUCCUCUCCACCAUUGCCAUGAUCCUUGCUGCCCUUAUCGAAGCCAAGAGGUUAACGAUGACAAAAAAUGCAUCGUCACUUAGUAUCUUAUGGCUUCUGCCUCAGUAUAUAAUAUUAGGGAUUUCAGACAUUUUCACAGUGGUGGGGAUGCAAGAGUUCUUCUACUCAGAGGUUCCAGUGAGUAUGAGAACGACAGGGUUUGCAUUGUACAAUAGCGUGUUUGGGGUUGGGAGCUUUUGCAGUGCGAUAAUGAUAUCGGUUGUGGAGUUGUUGACGAGUGUGGAGGGGAAGCCGAAUUGGUUUUCAGACAACAUGAAGGAAGCUAGGUUGGACAAGUAUUAUUGGUUGUUGGCAUUUUGCAGUGGGUUGAGCUUUGUAUUGUAUGUGAUUUGGUGUAAAUGUUUCAGAACAAGUAGGAUCGAUGAAGAAGAAACAGAGUAUUGAAUUUUGAAUCAAACUUUGUGUAGUUUGAUGGAUUUUGUAAAUAUUUUAGUGAAAUUAUCAAGGAUGGAAUUGUGGAAUGAGAUAGUAAUGGGUCCUUUUCUUUUCCACUCUUUGUCAAAAGAGAUAAAGAGAAGAAAGAUUAGAGCUGCAUACUUGGCUUUAAUGUAGUCCUAUUUUGAUAAAAGUAAAUAAAAUUAGUGAAAAUAGUUAGGGAUUCUUGUUUAAA